ACCGGUCUCUUUGACCCAUCCUAGAACUUGCCAAAUAUACUCCGCCACAUUUCGCAAAUUCGCAAGUCAGACUCAUACGAGCCCCUUGAAAUUCCUCGUCCUCCAUUAUAUCGCCAACUGCAAGCGGUGGUGCUUCCAUCCCACUCCACCCCUUGUAUCAGCUGCUAUCGACUCCGAGGGUUGAACUGUGUAUUAUGUGACGGACAUCAAUAGUGCAGUAGGGUUAUUGCAACUUAUGACAAAUAUGGGAGGAGGUGAGUGGUACUAGUAUAUGCAAUUCCAUGUUCGCUUGAUACAAGCACAACCUCUAAAUGGAGAAUUUCGAGUUAAUUAUUAAAGGAUGUUGCUUUCUCACCAUAUACGGAGUAUUUAUGCUUGCUGAUGACCGCUAAGCUACAGGGGAAUUUGGGUUUGCAGAAGAACAAGGUUUUGCUUUCUCAGUUAUCUGCUUUUCAGUUCCUAUUGGAUGAUUUUUAUGGAUCUUGUCGUCCGAGCAUUGAUGACUAUGCCAAUAGAAGAGAUUUGAUUCGUAUUUUUAACGAGAUUACUAGAGAAAUGUAUGGUAAUAGUGAUGAAUGUCCUGUUGUGGAGAAUUUUGGAUCAUUCCUAAUGGAUAUGUUCAGUGCUAAAAGUGACCUUGAUUUAUCAAUUAAUUUUAGUGACCAGUUGUUUGAGGCUGAUCGUAUUGCAAAAAUCAAGACCCUCCGGAAGUUUGCAAAGAAAUUCUACGCCCUCCGAAAGAAAGGGCAUAUUACAACUGUGGAGCUGAUCAUGUCAGCUAGGGUGCCUGUAUUAAAAGUUACUGAUUCUGGAUCUGGAAUUGAAUGUGAUUUUUCGGUUGGAAACAGGGAUGGCAUUGCCAAAUCCCAGAUAGUGCUCUUGAUUUCGGCAAUUGAUGAAAGGUUUCAAAAGCUAAGUUUUAUUUUGAAAGCUUGGGCUAAAAAGCAAGAUAUCAACAGCUCUAAAGAUGGAACACUGAAUUCUAUAUCGCUAAUAUUACUGGCGGCAUUUCAUUUGCAGACUCGAGAAAUCCCAAUAUUACCUCCAUUUUCUGCCAUUUUCAAAGGUGGAACAGACCCAGCGACUGUCAAGAAAAUAAUUCCUAGUUUUUUGAACUAUGGGAAACGAAAUAAAGAAUCUCUUGCUGAGCUCUUUGUAUCUCUGUUGGUUAAGCUUGAAUCAGUAGAAUCAUUAUGGUCGAGGGGACUUUGUGCUAGUACUUAUGAGGGGACGUGGAUAAAUAAAAGCUGGACAGCGGCUGGACAUAUUAGAAUUGAGGAUUUUACAGACAGGUCUGAGAAUACUGCGAGAGCAGUGAAAUCAGCAAACAUGAACAAGAUAUAUUCAUGCAUCCGGCGUUCUCUGGAACAGAUUAAGUUAUUCAGUGAGGGAAAAAUGAAUGCAGACAUGUUAAAGAACCUAUUAUUUGGUAAAAUUCUACCUCAAACUAAAAAAAUUGCAAAUGUUGGUGAUUCAAAACUAUCAAAGCCCUCCUCUGAAAACCCUGCUCAGAAAAAAAAGAAGCGCCCGACUCAAGGGGUUCCAGCAGAGGGGAAAAGACCUGAAAAACAAGGUAAGGGUUCUCAUAAUUCUUCCGGUACGAAAAUUCCAACUCCCUCUGGGAAAGGCGGAGUAAAAAAGAAGUCUGGAAAAAGAAGAAAAUCUGAUCCUGUGACUUCAACUUGUUUUCAAGGACUGGACAAGUCACAUGAGACUCAAAUUGGGAGCUGUCAACCACUUCCCCUUUUACCCAUCCAGAGAGUUCACACUGAGGCUUUGAACAAUGCUACUCAAAGAACUCGUGUUGACACUUUGAGCCAUGCACGCCAACCACUUCCCUAUUCUAAUCCACCUUAUGUUCAAGGUUCUGGAGGAUUUGGACCUGACAGAAUUCAUGUUGAGACUUUGAGACAUGCUGCACUAAACUGUUCGCCACACCAAUCUGUUCACUUUUCAGGUUAUGGAAGAUUAAGACCAGAGAGAAAUCAUGUUGAAACAAUGAAAUAUGCUACUGCUCCAAAUUUCCCACAGGACCAACCACUCUCUCAUUCUAAUCAUCACAUCCAAGGUUAUGGUGGUUUUAGAUCAGAUAGAACUCAGGUUGAGACUUUGGGACGUGCUCCAAAUUUCCCGGAAAGUCCACAGUUUUCUGUUCCUAAUCCACCAGUCCAAGGUUUUGCAAGAUAUGCACCUGAAAGAAUGCAUGUUGAAACACCAAGCUACUCUGCGUCAAGGAGUCAACAACUUCCCUAUGCUGCAGGAUUCGGACCUGAGAGAAGUCAUGCUGAAACUAUUUAUCAUGCUACUCCAAGUUUUCAAACAUCUGUUCCAUAUACUUCAGUCUAUAGGCCAAGUAUUAGUGCAAUGGCACCGCAUCAGCCUCAUAUUCCUACUGUUCCUCUUACAAAUCAUGCUGGGUAUCAAAGACCUCAUGAUACGCGCCAAUCUUUCUCGCAUGUACCUUACCAGUUUGCUGUCAACAACCGCCCUUAUCAGCCUUGAACCUUUAUCAUUGGCCUUAAUGUAAAUUAUGGCUCAAUAGAUUAGGGGAAAAAUAGAAUGCUACCACAGUCCACAGUAGCUGAUCAAGCAGUCGUAGCAUUGUUACAUAUUUUAAUGUUAUUAUCAUUCAAAUUAGUAAUCUUCAAUGUUUAUGAUUUCCCUUUCAAAUAGCUUAGGGGAAAAGUUCUGUAUCUGAAUUUGAUUAGUAGUGCUCUAGGUUUCAUUGUUACAUAUUAAAUGAUUAUUGUUACUAUCUUUCACAUUAGUAAUCUUCACUGUGUGUGAUUUCCCUUUCAAAUAGCUUAGGGGAAAAGUUUUCGGUA
Spinacia oleracea (spinach) is the source of this 2825-nucleotide messenger RNA. RefSeq lists its product as uncharacterized. Gene Ontology annotation, biological process: RNA 3'-end processing. Gene Ontology annotation, molecular function: nucleotidyltransferase activity. The transcript has 10 exons. The coding region runs from base 382 to 2502 and encodes 706 amino acids. NCBI's taxonomy places the organism in Eukaryota, Viridiplantae, Streptophyta, Magnoliopsida, Caryophyllales, Amaranthaceae. The record is from RefSeq and is a predicted model, not a curated record.